Molecule: messenger RNA, 2176 nt
Organism: Rhagoletis zephyria (snowberry fruit fly)
Lineage: Eukaryota; Metazoa; Arthropoda; Insecta; Diptera; Tephritidae
Product: tissue factor pathway inhibitor-like
Molecular function (GO): serine-type endopeptidase inhibitor activity
Source: RefSeq, a predicted model, not a curated record
CUUUUUANAAGUGCAAAACAAUUUUUAAAGCAAAAAUAAAAAACAAUAACAAAAAACCGCCUUAGCGACACGCGAGUUCGAGUGCAAAAAUUUGCAGUUGUCACGCAUGAAUUUUUAUUAAACACCGCUAAGUGCUUGUGGUUAGGCCAAAUUAAUUUUGUGUGCAAAAUUAAACGAAACACAAACAGCAAAAAACAGCAAAACACUUUUUUUUAACGAAUUUCAAUUUCAUAGCCGUUGAAAACCGUGUGCAACAAGAUACACGUACCACUUAAAUUUUCCACUUGAGUGCUUCACUCAGCCGCCCGUACAAAGCAAUAGAGCAACUUGUAGCUUACAGCAGCUUACAGCUUACAGCCAACAGCCAACAGCUUGCAUGCUGCAGUGAUCAAUCAGCAGCAACAGUUGCCGAUAAGCAGCAAUCGCAAACACAUAACCGAAUACGCGUGCGCGCAUUCAACGCCAUCAACGUCAUUCAUUACCAGUGGCCAAUAUAUCGCUUCGCAUUCACGUUCAAGUCUAGUGAAAACUCUCUGCAUAUUUUAUGCAUUUUUAGUAAAUUUUUACAAGUUUUGCUUUUUAAUUGCCGCCGUAAUAUCCCCCGCCGUUUGUGCUUGCUGUGAGUGAGUCGUCAGCGGCGUAAGAAAGCUUGAUACUAGUUUCCAACUGGCUAAACAAGCAGCCUCCAAUAGCCACUGACAUAGUUUCUAUUCAGUGUGCCGGCAUCGCAAACAUUAACAAGAUCAUUGUCGAUCGUAUCUGCUUAGUUAAUAGCUAGUGAUUUUAGCGCGCGCUUGUGCAGAAGAAGAAGAAGAAGAAGAAAGUGAAAUGAAGAUGCAUCUACUCGCCGUAGUCAUUGUGUCCUGUCUAUUGUUGAUCAGUGUAUCGCUACAAAGUGUACUGGCGGCUAGCGCUGCAACUGUGGGUCUCUAUGCGCCAGAUCGCUAUAAUGGCAUACCGGAAACAUGUCUAUUACCAAUGGACUUUGGCUAUUGCCGGGCCAAAGUGAAGCGCUACUAUUUCGAUAUGCGCCGCAUGAAAUGCGCCAUGUUCUACUUUGGCGGCUGUGCGGGCAACGUCAACAACUUCAAGUCGUUGGAGGAAUGCAAUCGAGUAUGCCUGGAUGGUUAUGGCGAUUAUGACAGUCCAAAUGAUGUGGUAGCCGUCAACAAAGUGGCUAGCGGACGUGAUUAUCGAAGUCGCGGCAAUGUGAACAACAGCGGCGGCAGUAGCAGCAGCAGCAGCAGCAGCGGCAAUGUUGGCAGCAACACCAAUCGUGGUGUUAGCAGCAGCAGCAACAAUAACCAUAAUCACAGUGGCGUUGGGGGCAGCGUCGCCCCCAUCAGCGGUAGCAGCAGCAGCGGCGGCGGCGGCGGCGGCGGCAUUAAGAACAACACGUCCGCAACCAGUUUCGGUGGCGGCAUUAGCAGUGUUGAUUCGAUCUACAAGAACGCUAACAACAAGUACAACAGCAACUAUUAUAACACCAACAUUGGCAGCAAUGUAAAUGGUAAUCAUAGCGGCAGUAGCAGCAGCAGCAUUAGUGGCGUGAACAAUAGCACAAAAAUCAUACGAAGCCGAAGUGAUGACAAUCUCGAUGAAUAUGACUAUGAGGAGAUUUGAAUGAAGUAACCCUUUGUUUGUAUAAUAUUUCGAAAACACGAAAACUUGAUACAAAGUAACUUCCUCUACUUGCUCUACUGCCAAAUAAUCGUUUACUAUUUUUUUUUUCAUUUUAUACUAUUUUCUUCUUAUAAACUAGUUAUUUAUGAUACAUACAUAUGUACAUAUCCACAAGUUAACUUUGAUAGAUACGGUGGCGAGCAACCAAAUAAAGACGCGACACUUUAACAAGUUUUGGCUAUUUUGCUUUGGUUUAUUUAAUGUUUAAUAUUUUUGUAUUAAAGUAUCAUAAAAAUUUCAAGCUUUUUAUUUAAAAUUUCAAAAAAAAAAAAACUAGGUAUGCAGUUUUGUAGUAUAAUAAAUAUAAUAGUAGUAUGAAGUAACUAGGACUUUCCAUGAAUUUCGAGAAUUACUUCUUUGGCUGGCGGUGUUGCGCAUUUACUUUGUAAGAAAGAAAAUGCGUGUAAACGUCAGCAAAUAAAAACAAAAAUCUACGCUAAAUCCUAGCUACUGCAAAUUCACACUGGACUGGAAAAUUGAAUACAAAAUUUUU